AUGAAAAUUCCGUAUAACUUUGUCCAGCCCUGUGGCAACGUCAUCUUUGCUGCCAGGGGUGGCAAGAUUCACUCCUUCAGCCUGCAAGACGGCUCUCACAUCUCAACAUGGAAGCACCCCGACGUCGAGAAGGUCGCAGCUGCCUCGGCCGCCAACGCCGCGGCAAAGGUUGAGAUCGAAGUGAACUCAGGAGUUCCCACACCUGCUUCCCCGACCAACGAUGAAGAUGGCCCACCAGCCAAGCGCCAGAGGGUUGAGAAGGAGGAUGAGGCCAAGGACGGCGAUGCUAUGGUUGUGGGUGAACCUCAGAAGCAGGUCGAGGAUCAGCAACAGCAGCAGAACGAAAACGAGAAGAAGGGCAAGAAGGACAGGAGGAAGGGAAACAAAGGCAACAAGGCCCAACAUCAGCAGCAGAGCAAUCGCUUUGCGCGAGUUCCGGACCAGCCCGUCAUCACACUCAUGACAACGACCAGCACCGGCAGUCACUUGCUUGCCAUUUCUGGUCAUGACAAGGGCCUUUGGGUAUUCGAGCACGACGGCAAGGGCGGCCUAAAAGAGCUGAGCCAGAGGACAAUGCCUAAACGCCCCUGCUCCGUUCUCAUCUGCCCAGGCGACGAGACGAUCCUGAGCGCAGACAAGUUUGGCGACGUCUUCUCCCUUCCCCUCAUCCCCUCUGAUAAGCCUGCUGCAACUGAUGCUCCCGAGGAGCCCGCCGCGCCGGCAACCCAAGCGCCAGAGGCCCAGCCCUUCAAGCCUGAAGCCAGCAACUUCACUGUGCACUCCAAAGCCAACCUCCGCGCCCUCAAGAACCAGCAGCGUGAGAUGAACAAGUCGAAGCGCGACGCCCCCAAGGAGGACCCGACCUUCGAGCACACCCUCCUGCUCGGCCACGUCUCUAUGCUCACCGCCAUGACGCUCGCCGAGAAGGGAUCCCGCCGGUACAUCAUCACCGCGGACCGCGAUGAGCACAUUCGUGUCUCGCGCUACAUGCCCCAUGCCCACAUUAUCGAGGGUUUCUGUCUCGGCCACACCAACUUCGUCAGCGCCCUGACUCUCCCCAGCCAAGACGUUCUCGUCUCGGGAGGUGGAGACAGUGAGCUGUUCGUAUGGGACUGGGAGGCCGGCAACAUCUUGUCCAAGUUCGACAUCUUGGAACAGGUUCGCCAGGUCCAACAGGAGGCUGCCAAGGUCGCGGUCUCCCAGCUUCUGUCUGCAACCGUCCUCGCCAACGGCCUGCCGGUCCCCGUUGUGUUGGUGGUCUGCGAAGGGUACGUCUUUGUCGCCAUGUCUGGAAGUGCUCCUGCUGACCCGUUGCUUAGUGUACCUGCAAUCUUUGUGCUCCGUGUCUCAGAACAAAACACUCUGUCCCACGUACAGACAGUCUCUCUCCCAGGCAACCCCCUACACGUUGCCCCCAUCUCCAGUGAUAGUCCUCUGAGUACUAUCCUCGUCACGGUUGACCCGGCGGAGCCAAGCUCUACUGACAACGGCCUCGUGUCUUACAAGUGGACCGGCGCCGCCUUCUCAACCACGCAAGACUUCGUACCUCUGGACGCAAGCUUGACGGAGAGUGAGUUUGAUCUGACCCAGGAACAAGUACGCAAGCUGCUAUACAACAUUGGAGAUUUGCGCAAGAAGAACGAGGAGCAGGGUGAAGAAGGCGAGGAAGCUGAGCAGGCUGAGCAGCCAGAGGAGGCAUCAUAG
Molecule: messenger RNA, 1704 nt
Organism: Colletotrichum gloeosporioides
Lineage: Eukaryota; Fungi; Ascomycota; Sordariomycetes; Glomerellales; Glomerellaceae
Product: tRNA (guanine-N(7)-)-methyltransferase non-catalytic subunit trm82
Exons: 2
Coding region: 1-1704 (567 amino acids)
Biological process (GO): RNA (guanine-N7)-methylation
Cellular component (GO): tRNA methyltransferase complex; nucleus; cytosol
Molecular function (GO): protein binding; tRNA (guanine(46)-N7)-methyltransferase activity
Source: RefSeq, a predicted model, not a curated record